UUGUGGCUUGCCUUCCCGGAUUGUUAGUCCCCUUUUCGGAGAGGUGGCCAAUGGGGCGUCGAGUACUGCUCCCAGGAUGAGGCUGGCCCUGCCCCCCAAGAAACGGCUAUCUGGGUCCCACUCCCAGGCGUUGACUGGGACCUGCCUGCGCUUGCGCAGUCUCACCCUCUGGGCUGCACAGUGCGACCUUCCUUUUGGCGUUCCUGGCUUCGACAGGGCGUUUCCUCUUCGCUGUGUGGACGCUCGUGUUUCUUUCACUUUUCUCCCUGUGCCCCAACUCCCGAUCUACCCUUCUCUUUUUUAUGUGUUCCCCCUCCUGUCAUUUUCCCGUUUCCUUCCCUUAUCCCACCCCUUUCUGUGUCUCUCUUACCGUCCGUUUCGGUGUUGAUUUUCCUAACUCCUAUUUUCCCCAUUCUCUUGGAGUUUCUCUCUGCCUGUCUGUCCUGCUGAUUUUCGGGCCCCCUUCCUCCACGUUCUUAAUUUCCAAAUAGCCUGGCCCAGUUCCCCACCCCCACCUCCCCCGCCCAUCCUUCGCUUUCUUUCUGAGACGCCCACUGUAGUUUUUCUAUGUCUUCAUAGACAUAGAUAUCCUCUCCACCCACCCCCGGUGUGCAUCUCGCUCCCUGAUUUCACCAGAAUUCAUCAGUUUCAUCUGGGCUCCACUCUGUAAUCAUCGCCUGCCUUCUCGUGACCCAGAGGCAAGUGAACAGAGGAUUCAGAAGCUAACUAGAACUGACCUUGAUUGAUACCUGGAUUGAAAUUGGUUCCAGAUUGACCUCUAGCAUCCGGAGACCCAGACCCAGGACCAUGGGACCCCAGCACUUGAGCCCUGUGCAUCUGCUCUGCCUUCUAGGGGCCAUCUCCACUCUGCCUCGGUCCAGAAGGGGAGUUGUGGGUUUUAAGGGCUGCAGCCCAGCCUCCUCUUACCCCCAGCAAGUCUCUUACCUCGUUUCACCGCCUGGACUGUCCGUUGCCUCCUACAGCCGCGUCUGCCGGUCAUAUCUCUGCAACAACCUCACCAGCUUGGAUCCUUUUGUGAAACUCAAGGCCAACACUCCGAGGUCUACAGCAUUUUCUUCCCAUGGUUGCCCAACCUGUGUGGGCGAACACUCUAAGGGCUGCCUCCCAAGUUUUGUCACCACUGAUUCUUGCCCCUAUGACGCCUCUCAGUGCUACAGUUCCACCUUAAAAUUUCAGGCAGGGCUCCUCAAUACCACCUUCCUCCUCAUGGGCUGUGCUCGUGGACAUCACAAACUUUUAGCAGAUUUUCACCAUAUUGGGAGCAUCCGAGUGACCGAGGUCCUCAACAUCUUAGAGAAGGCCCAGAUUGCUGGUGUAGAGCCCUCCAGUCGGGGUCCUGCUUGGGGCAUCCUCUCAGGGCUUCUGCUUGCCUUCAGGGACUGACAGUCUGGCCGGACUGGACAAACCCCUUCCCAUAACCCAGUAAAGUCACACAGUUGCCUUUC
Molecule: messenger RNA, 1466 nt
Organism: Acinonyx jubatus (cheetah)
Lineage: Eukaryota; Metazoa; Chordata; Mammalia; Carnivora; Felidae
Gene: LYPD4
Product: LY6/PLAUR domain containing 4
Exons: 4
Coding region: 808-1404 (198 amino acids)
Cellular component (GO): plasma membrane; plasma membrane raft
Source: RefSeq, a predicted model, not a curated record